AUGGAUGGUGCAAGUGAUGAGAGUGAUGAGGAGGCGGACGAGGAGGGGGAGGAGGAGGAAGACAAAGGAGAAGCACGAACAGAUGCUGAAUCAGAUGCUGAAUCAGAUGCUGGAUCAGAUGCUGGAUCAGAUGCUGGAUCAGAUGCUGGAUCAGAUGCUGGAUCAGAUGCUGGUAAAAGAAAUUUCACGGCGCCGGUCGUCAUUGUCAGGCGUGAUGCUGCUGAUGGCUCCGCCUGCACUGACGCUGCUGGCGGAUCUAGCUCCCACAUGCGCAGCUGCUCUGCCAGGGAUGCGUCACGACAGAACCUUGCUACAGCCAGGGAUGAGACGCAACAGAGCCUUGCUACAGCCAGCGGUGGAGGUGAAGGUAGUGCGAGUGUUGCUGGCAGUGGCAGUGGUGGCGCGAUGCACACGCACAGGAGGGUGAGCAGGAGGGCGAGGGUGACUUGGCAGGAGUUUAUCGUUGGUCUGGCGGGAUGCUGCAAGGAAGCUUCGUCAGCAGCUCGCAUGAGAAGGCUGCUGCGAGUCAUGUCUCUCAUUCGUGUGGCGCUCGUCCCGCCAUCCGCCUGCUCCCCUGCGUUACAGUCACAAUCCUCACAGUCUCAGAGCGUACAGUCACAGAUUUCCAGCUUGGAUCAGAAUGAUGCUUGUGCCUGCAGUGACGAGCCCAGCAGCCGUUUCCCUGUGAUGCCGUCCAUCCCAUGCGCUCCCUCCGUGCCCCAAGCCCCGCUCUCCACGCCACACAACCUGCAGGGAGAAACUCAAUCGCAGCCGCAGUUGCAGCAGCAGCAGCAGCAGCAGCAGCUAGGGGUUGGGGAAGGUGAGAGCGGGGAGGUGCAUGCAUGGCACGUGUGGCUUCUCUUCCUCACGUGCUGGGCCAUGGGGCAGCAGGUGGAGACAUUGGGCCAAGACAAGGCAGGCCAUGGUAUUAAAGUUGGUGAUGGGGGUGCUGAUGGGGGUGCUGAUAGUGAUGGGGAUGGGGAUGGGGAUGGGGAUGGUGGUGGUGGUGCUGAUGCUGAUCUCCCCAAUGUGGCAGCACACACCAGUGGCCAGUCUACCAUACCUUCAAAUGUGCUCCACAUGCUUCAGAGCCUUGCCCAAGGAGCUGUUUCAGCUGCUGCGAGUGCCACUGAGAAUGCUGCUGCCACAAAGAACGCUGCUGCUAUUUCCGUGCCUGCGCCUGGUGCUGCUACCGAUAGCGGAUCAGCCUAUAACGGGUCUCUGCCUCGCCUGGAGUCGGCAGAGCUCGUGUCAUGGCUGCUGGGUCGGCUGCCGGGCCUCUCCACCCGCCUCUCAGCCUUUGUGCUUCACCGCUUCGCCUCUGCUUCACACGCAGAUGACUCCUCUCCUUCAACCACGCAUGAUGCCAGCAAGGCAGCACUCACGCACGAUGUCCCUGCUCCUGCUGCUUCUUUCCUUCCCACCGUUACAAGCACGUCUGCUGCAUCCACUGAAAGCACUGAUUCCACCAAUACGAGCCCGGAAGCCAUUCCACGUGGCAUUGCCUGGGCGCUUGACAUGGCGUUUCCGGACCCUCUCAGUGCAGCAGGAAUGUCACGGGCAGGAGCGGCAGGAGCAACUGGAGCAACAGGAGCAACAGGAGCGGCAGGGCCAGGGGCAGGUGCAGGGCCAAGAGAAACACGUGGUGCAGGAGGGGGGCAUAUGGUGCAUGGUGCGCAGCUGCUGUACCGGGCAUCCCUGCAUGGCCGUGGCAUUCGAAGGUUCAUGGCUCAAGCUGAAGGCUAUGGUGGUCCCUGGUUGCUGCUGCUCUCCCUCCGCCACCCGCCCUCCUCCUCCUCCUCCUCCUCCUCCUCCUCCUCCUCCUCCUCCUCCUCCUCCUCCUCCUCCUCCUCCUCCUCCUCCUCCUCCUCCUCCUCCUCCUCCACCUCCCCCUCUCACUGUCACUGCGGGGGUCUCCUCUCUCACUGCACCCGCCUGUGCAUGGCAAAGCAGCCCCCGUGGCUGGUGGGAGUGAUGGCGUCUGCUGCUGUGGCCAAUGCUGAUACCUAUACUGGUGACGCCAGGGGUUGCGCUUUAAUGCAGCUCUCGCCCUCCUUCGCGCUCUACAAGCCCACUGGGGCAGCAGGGGGGAAGGCAAGGGUGUUGGGGAUAGGCGUGGGGGGCAGCAGGGGGAGGGAGCGGGUGUGGGUGGAUGAGGAGUUUCGAAGCGCCAUUGUGAGGCACCAUGCAGUGGAUAAGACCUUCCAACCGGGUCACCUGCACCCUGACCAGGGCUAUGCGGAGCUGAGUGUGCGUGUAGAGGAUGUGACUGUAUGGGGUUUAGGUGGCAAGGCAGCAGAGGACAAGAGGGUGGCGUUUCAGCAGCGCGAGCAGCUCUUUACUGAGCAGAGGAGAAAGGUGGAUUUGGCCAAGUUUGUGGGCAAGUGGGAGGAUGCGCCUGAGAGGGUCAUGCUGGACAUGGUCACCAACCCCAACAAGCCCUCCAAGGAGGAGCGGUAG
Molecule: messenger RNA, 2460 nt
Organism: Closterium sp. NIES-65
Lineage: Eukaryota; Viridiplantae; Streptophyta; Zygnematophyceae; Desmidiales; Closteriaceae
Source: the annotation of a GenBank genome assembly